Molecule: messenger RNA, 3470 nt
Organism: Dunckerocampus dactyliophorus (ringed pipefish)
Lineage: Eukaryota; Metazoa; Chordata; Actinopteri; Syngnathiformes; Syngnathidae
Product: sialoadhesin-like
Exons: 11
Coding region: 1648-2850 (400 amino acids)
Biological process (GO): cell surface receptor signaling pathway
Molecular function (GO): transmembrane signaling receptor activity
Source: RefSeq, a predicted model, not a curated record
CACAGCAACUAAUAAAAUACACCCAUUUAAUUUUUUUAGCUUGUUAGUCGCAGGAAGAAAAAUGUGCGCAUGUAUGAAAACUUUAUUGUCAUGGCAGUCAAGACAUACAGCAAAGUUACCACAGCAGCUGUUAGAUAAGAGUAUAAACUAGAAUAAAAAUAAAAAUAUGCACAAAAGAAGGAAAACAAUGUCAACAAACUGUGGUAAGUUCUUUUAUCGCCCAUUCUCCUUAUGUCUCUGGCCAAAGUCACGACUAAGUAGAUGGCAUCCCUGGAUUUACAGUUACAAACUCUACCGCGGCGAGCUGAAGCGGACUGGACAGGUAAGGGGAAACACUGCUGAAGUGAGCAAACAAUCCAGACUUUAACUAUAAAAAUCACAAUCCAGCUCCAUGAGAAGGAAGUAAGGUACAGUAUCUUCCCAUCUAUAUUACUCCUGUGAUGGUUGCAAACUUACCAAAAUUCGGUCCUCUGUUUUACCACCCUUGGUGUCCAGCUUAAUUCCACAAAUGAACUUGAUGGACGACAUCUCAAUAAUCUUCCUGAUGCUUUCUGUGGAUGAAAGAGAGAUGUAAUUUUAGUAAUGGCUUUUUAGCACAUUGCCGUGAUGCAAUGCAAUGCAAUGUGACCCAUCAAUGUUUGUGAACUCAACUUGAUAUCAUUUGUUACCAGGCUGGCCUUUGAAUGGAUUGUACAUGUGCAACGCUCAGCAGAGACAGAAAGGAGGAGAGAUGUCUUACUCUUGAGCUGCUUUCAUCAUCAACAGUGAGAAGUGGACGUGUCAGAUACAAGAGUGGGAGUGGUCCUGUCCCAGGGUUUCCCAGUGGACCAGAAGCUCACCCAUGUGCAUUCUUCUUGCGUCGCAGAACCUCUGCUGAGGGUAACUACGACUUGGGAAAUAGGGAGCUGCUGGCCAUCGUUUUCACGUUGCAGGGUUGGAGGCAUUGGUUGGAGGGCGCGGCCCUUCCAUUCCUGGUGGAGCAAGUCGUCUCAUCGUCCGCCUGCUGGGCUCCUGGGGCCGCUGCUCAUCCCUUCUCUCCCUUGGUCUCACAUCACACACUGGACUUUAUUACUGGCCUUCCCCAUUCUCGUGGCAACACGGUCAUCCUUAAUGUGGUCGAUCGGUUCUCCAAGAUGGCACACUUCAUUGCUGUGCCUAAAUUGCCGUCGUCCCUGGAGACAGCCCAACUGCUGGUGAGACAUGUGUUCCGCAUUCACGGCAUACCGAUAGACUUGGUGUGGAAGACCUUCUGCAGCGCGUUGGUGCUUCGGCCAGUCUAUCUUCUGGUUACCACCCCCAGACCAACGGCCAGACAGAGAAAGCGAAUCAGGACUUCGAAGCGGCGCAUCGUUGCGUAUGUCACCGACACCCUUCUUCCUGCUCCUCCCACCUCUCUUGGGUUGAGUGUGCCCACAACUCACUUGUUUGGCUACAGGAAGGAAAUGUCUCCACCAAGAUGACCAUCUCUGUCUGCUGUGACUGUCCACUGUCGCUCCCGAGACUGAUGCCACGACUCCAAAAAUUGAAACACGCGAGUCGGACAAGACAAAUUAGCGAUAAAAAAAACAUAGUGUACUGUAUAUAUACUGUACAGUGUUAACUUUUUUUUUUUUUUUUGGUGAAAUAGAUCCCAAAACGCUGGAAGGAAUGAACAUCAUCCUCAUGUCGUCACUGUUUGGUGUAGCAGCAUUUGUGCUUCCAGCUACAGCAUCUAAAGAAGACUUGAAGGUCAGCGUAUCCGUGUGGCCGCCGGGGUCAGAGGUCUUCCUCGAGGAGUGCGUGCUGUUGCAGUGCACGGUGGCGUCGAACUCCACUUUCGUGUGGCGCUACCGCUGGUUCCGGCACAAACCCGACACAGUCCAGAAGACUCAAGAGAACCCACGGCACAUGGUCUCUGGAGGCAGCUACUCAAUCACGGCUGUGACGUGGGAGGAUGCAGGGAGUUACUGGUGUCGGGCCGAGCGUUCCGACAGCAACGGCACCGUGGUGCUCCUGAGUGGACCCACCACGCUGAGUGUGUCUGAGCUACUUCUUCCCUCACUCACUCUGACACCAAGCACACGUCACAUGUUCAUUGGUGACACCUUCACCAUCCGGUGCCCUGAGCCUCAGACAAGUUCCUCAUCUUGGGUGCUGAGGCAAACCUCCCCCAGCCACGGAACAAGGACCUAUGACUCCAAGACUGCUGCAUGUUCACCGCUGGAGGGCUCUAUUGGUGCAGCCAGAUCUGGCACCUGUGUCCUCUCUGCCGCGAGGAGGCAUGCCGGGCUGUACUGGUGCGAGGAUGCUGAAGGCCGCAGCAAGGCCGUCCACAUCACCGUAAGCUCUGGUCCGGUCAUUAUGAGGACUCCUGCCUUUGCUGUACCACAGGGGAGUAGUGCCGUCUUAUCCUGUCACUACUGGAGAGGCAACCACACUAAAAGCACAUUUUUCAGGAAUGGUAUUGAAAUGUGCACUACCAGUUCUUCCAGUCCUGGUAGAGACAUAAAGCUGACCAUAGCGAAUGUGACAGAGGCGCACCAAGGCUUCUACAAGUGUGCUUCUCAGGACAGAAAGCUGGAGAGCGCAGAGAGCUGGUUAUCAGUUAGACGCCACUCAUUAUCUGCCGAUUUGUCAGCUGGCUCCAAUCCUGGAUAUUGGAUUGGUUCAUGCGUUUGUAUCCUCUUCAUCCUGGUGGCUAUCUGGCUAAUUCAUUACUUCAAGUACAAGAUGAUCUACACCCAGAGCUGUUGGACGCCUUCUGGUGAGGAAUCUCCAGCGACGGCGCUUCCAGCCACCAAGCAGGAUGUAACAGAGGUACAAUGGGAUCUGUCCUGGAUGGAGAUGUCCAAUCUACUCUCGCACACAUGAAGGUUCUCUCUCACCUCUAUUAUGGAUAAGCAGCUGAGCAUUUACAGUACAAGUCUAUGUAGCAUACUGUAGUAAUCCUUUGAUUUGUCAAAUAUGCACCAACAAGCUAAAUGGCAGUUUAAAUGAUUUCAUUUCAAAGACUCAGCAGUCUGAAUUUGUGUGUGACAUUUUUGCAUAAAACACAUUUACUUCAUAUUUGUUAUAUACAGUAUGUCCAGUAUGGAUUCUUGUCUUUGUGUUGCCGUGCAUCCUUGUUGGUUGGCAGUGUGCGUUUUACAUCUUUUCCCACUCAAUGUGCUUGUCAGCUCGCCUCGCCUCCUUGAGUCUCUUAAUCUUGGAAUCUUGGAGAUAAAUAAAGUAUCUAUCUUCAACCAACCCCCUGAAGAAUAUGUAUUUCAGCCAAGUACCCCUUAACAAGAGAAAAGCAUUGUUGGUUGAAAAAAAAUAUGUAAAACACAGCACUGGAGUAUCACUGUCUAAUUUAUUGCUGUUUAAAACAGUGCUUUAUCCAUCCAUCUUCUUCCGCUUAUACGGGGUCAAGUCGUGGGGGCAGAAGCCUAAGCAGGGAAGCCCAAACUUCUGUCUCCCGGCUACUUCGUCCAACUCAUCCCGGCAGAUCC